Molecule: messenger RNA, 753 nt
Organism: Didymella exigua CBS 183.55
Lineage: Eukaryota; Fungi; Ascomycota; Dothideomycetes; Pleosporales; Didymellaceae
Exons: 5
Coding region: 42-314 (90 amino acids)
Source: RefSeq, a predicted model, not a curated record
CAUCAAUCUUCACGCGACAAAUAACCUACCUCAUCAACAAAAUGAAGCUGAUUCUUCUAAGUCUUCUGCCUUCGGCGUCCGCCUAUCUGUGGUUCACCAACGACGGAUGGUCCAAGCCUGCCGAUUUUAAUAGCAAGGCAUGCGAGAAUAACCCGAACGUGUGGUACUUUUGCGGUUUUUCAGCUGGGACGAAAGGUCAAAACACGUUUCCUAAUGCCUUCCCUCGCGGACGCAAUGAUUGUACCCUAGCAGACACUCUAGGCAGAGGAUGUGACUGGAAAGGAGCACGUGGGAUGGUUCUUUGCUGUACCUAGCGGACACAUUAGGUAAAGAAUGUGACUAGGAGGAAGCAAUUGGGAGUGUAAGUUAACGUCGACUAAUACUUUACUACGAUUACAACCUGAUAAUACUUGCACACGUUCUUUGCUUUUAAUGUAAACCAAGCAGAGAUAAUUUGCAAGUAGUAAAAGAAAAACUACUUAGUCCCUAAACGUUCUAAUAGAAGACUUUGGAGAAAAUACUGCCUGCGCGUAGCAUAGUUAGGCCUCUUACCGCAAUUAUGAUUAGUAGCUUGACAAUAUUUCAUACUGUAGAUCGACUUCGUACUACAAAACACUUACCGUGCCCGUGCACGGAACGCGCGGAUUUACAGAAUACGUGUAAUGGGCCCUACUAGUCUAAGCAAAUGGAAGGCUGUUGAGCGACCCACAAUACAUGAAUGGAUAUAAUUAUAUAACGUACCUCACAAGCGAG